ACGCUGGUCGGCAAGGCUUACCCGAAAAUUCAGAAGGCAUCGUGGCCCCGAAGACCGAAAGACUCGCAAACAGAAAAUUUUCUGGUUUCCAUGUAGCUUUCAAUAUAAAGACAAGUUUGACUGUCAUCUCAAGCUAGGCGAAAGUGGGAACGAAGUUGUGCGAAGAAGGGAAAGAAAAAAAAGCCAAUACAAUGACGGUGGACGAUGACCCGGUCCAGAUAUGGCGCCCUUACCUGCAGCAACUGCCCUCUCACCACGACCUUUCCUCGGUCAACCUCGCCAACUUUGAGGACCAUUUUCUAAACGGAGUCCCACGGGCAUUGACACGCAAAAACGAAACGCACGUCCGAGUAACGGAUGUCUACGAUGAUCAUCGUGCAACAAAACUCCACACGAAUUCAAAAUCGCUUCAGGACUUUCUCACAACAGAGUCGGCUAUACCAGAUGGAUUGAAUAUCAGGAUUGUGUCCAUCUACUCCCCAGCCGCCAUUGCCCCGCUAGAAGUUACUCCGCUGUCAAUGGCACUAUUGCUAGAGCGAUAUGCCGUACAUCCAUCCUUUAUUCAAGUGCUGCUUUCUUUUGGGAGAAAUGUUCAUAUUUCAGAAUCAGGGAAUGGCCUUUUGUGUGUGAACGAGCGAGACAACGACACCUAUGUUUCAUACCAGCUCAACUAUGUUGAGAAAACUGGACGCAGGCUGAUACCGUGGUCAUGGCGCCACACUGGGGUGUACCACCACCGUCGCCAACCAAGUCAGAAUGAAAAAGGAUACGACUUUUUCAUUCUCCUUCAUCCAAAUGCGGAUAGUAUCUCAGACAAAAGAAUCCUGAACGAGCUUGGGAUCUUCGAAGACUCGAGAUUUCAGCCAGGCCUAAGCCGAAACGAAGCCAAGGACCAAUCAAUUCUGGUUCAUUCGCUAGUGCUCUCCUCCAUUUGCAACUGGAGAUGGUAUCUUCGUUAUCUCGGAGACCGAUUCGAAGAAUAUAAUGACAGAGCUCUGGUGGACUUACCUGAUGAAUCCACUCCGAGAGAGAGCUAUAAAACGGUUUCAGAGCUUCGCAAUUUGAAUGACUUUGCCCUGCGCGCACAUAUAUGCUGUCGUGGCAACCUGGACUUAGUUAGCGCCCUUAAGCCCGUCAUUGCCUCUUCGUUGCGUAGGAGGACAUUGGACGCCGCGGGACAAGCUCUACCGGGGUGCGAAGCACUAUUAUUAGCGCUCCAGGGCUACAUAAAGAGCUGUGAAGAGCUGAUUCCAAGAAUGAGGAACGCGAUUGAUCUGGCCGGCUAUACACUUUCGCUGCACAAUCAACUUGAAACAGCAAGAGUCGACAGUGAACUGCGCGAUCUGACCAGUAGCUUAAAACGGUUGCAGGAGGACAACAUGAAUGACAGCGCCGCAGUCAAAGUAAUCACAUUCGUUUCGGCAAUCUACUUACCCGGCUCUUUCAUCGUCAGCUUAUAUGGAAUGAAUUUCUUCGUCUUCGAUGAGGACUUACGCCAAAUUGUUAUUGCCAAGGACUUUUGGGUAUUUCUCGCCACCUGGUUACCGCUGACCAUGAUCACAGGGUUGAUAUAUGUGUUAAUUGUAUGGUUCGAUGCCUGGUGGAAAAGGAAGCCGUUCCGCUUUUUCCAGCGUCCGGGGAAGGAAGACAUGAGUGAGCCAGAGAUGCAGGCUGGGAAGGAGUUUGCAAGUGGGUGAGGUGUACUAUAAAUCCAGUAGUCGUUGUUUCUUUUUCUUUUUCUU
Messenger RNA from Aspergillus piperis CBS 112811, 1742 nucleotides. RefSeq lists its product as uncharacterized. The record is from RefSeq and is a predicted model, not a curated record. Gene Ontology annotation, molecular function: metal ion transmembrane transporter activity. Gene Ontology annotation, cellular component: membrane. The transcript is spliced from 6 exons. Gene Ontology annotation, biological process: transmembrane transport; metal ion transport. Bases 192 to 1697 code for a protein of 501 amino acids. NCBI's taxonomy places the organism in Eukaryota, Fungi, Ascomycota, Eurotiomycetes, Eurotiales, Aspergillaceae.